AAAAUUGAUCCACUGAUUGCCCUGUUUACACUUGGGGGGAUUCAAUCCUCCAGUCUUCCACCCCACUUCAAAAUCUUGUCCAAUUCUUAAACUCUCGCUCGUUACAACAUUCCGUUCGUUAGGGUCGCCAUUCGCAGCUUGAUCUCAAGCGCUCAACUCGGCCGUCAAACUAUCUUAGAUUACAGCUCAACUAAGAAUCCAUGAUCGCCGCUGUCGUCUGCAUUUCCGCCCCAACCGACAAUCAGUAUACAGAGCACCGCUUCUCACCUCCCUCCUCUCAGCUAGCAACCAUGUCGGCCAUCCACUUGGAUCGUAUCGCCAAGCUCACCCCCGAGACGGCACGCGAGAUCAUGCACAAAAUGCAGAAGAGGCUCGCUCUAGCCAACAGGCGAUCAGUGGCUCAAAUCUUGGUGCUGCGCGACGAGCUCAAAGCAAUGGACGAUAAGACACUGGCCAUCCAACGAUCGGCUAACCAAACUUGGGAGUUGCUCAAAGAGCUCAAGGCAAAGAACGAUGCGAGGCUGUACUUGAGCGAUACUCUUGCUGGCCCUGUCAUCGAGCAGAUCAUGCAUAUUCGCAGUACCAAGCCGAUGGAGAAGAUGAUUGUCGUCUCCAACUCGGAUACAUUCCUGGACACGAUCUCUGAGGGGCUUUACCGCGAGUUUACGAGGAGGUGGGUGACCUGCGGCAUCGGCCGUUUCGAUAACUAUUUCGUCGGCAAGGAACAUGCGCAAAAUGUGGUCCGGCGCCUGAACAACCCCUCCGACAAUCUCUGCGUCGUUCUCUUGAGCGCCGUCACCGACGGUUGGUAGGACCUCAGCCUGACCGGGGCGUCCACCAUGAUUCUAUGCGACCCAGUCUGGUCGCAUGAAAUAUACAACAGGCUUGUGGGUACGAUGUAUAGACUGGAACAGACUCGGCCC
This is a messenger RNA of Lasiosphaeria miniovina, 923 nucleotides long. RefSeq lists its product as uncharacterized. The coding region runs from base 201 to 812 and encodes 203 amino acids. The record is from RefSeq and is a predicted model, not a curated record. The transcript is spliced from 2 exons. Lineage: Eukaryota; Fungi; Ascomycota; Sordariomycetes; Sordariales; Lasiosphaeriaceae.